Carassius carassius (crucian carp) is the source of this 2105-nucleotide messenger RNA. RefSeq names its product gastrula zinc finger protein XlCGF26.1-like. NCBI's taxonomy places the organism in Eukaryota, Metazoa, Chordata, Actinopteri, Cypriniformes, Cyprinidae. The transcript is spliced from 3 exons. The record is from RefSeq and is a predicted model, not a curated record. Bases 87 to 1631 code for a protein of 514 amino acids.
GCAUUUUUAAUUACUGCAAAAAAAAAAGAAAGUGUCCCAACACACAGAAAAACUAUUGGUCUAAUCAUCUGAGAUCGACUUGACACAUGAUUAUAAAGAUGGAGUUUAUUAAAGUGGAGAGUGAAGACAUGAAGAUUGAAGAAACAUUCAGAGUCAAACAUGAAGAUACUGAGGAACAAACAGACCUGAUGGCACUGAAGGAAGAGAGGCAAGAACUUACAGAGAUAGAAGAGAAAAAUGAAUAUUCGCAAUGUGAUUUAAUGACUGUGGGAAAAUCCAUACACACUAAAACAACUUCAUCACGAAAAAAAGUUCAGAGGACCAAAUCAAACGUUUCCUUCACCUGCCAUCAAUGUGGAAAGUGUUUCGAUAGAAAAUAUAACUUUGAAACCCACAUGAAAAUUCACACUGGAGAAAAGCCUUUCACAUGCCAACAGUGUGGAAAGAGUUUUAGAGAUAAAAAAGGCCUUAAUUCCCACAUGAAGUGUCACAUUGGAGGGAAGCCGUUCACAUGUGAUCAUUGUGGAUUGGGCUUCAGAAAAAAAGUAACCCUUAAUUUUCACACAAAGAGCGAACACUCAGGAGAGGAUGGUUUUAAAUGUCAUUGGUGUGGAGAGAGCUUCAGUUGUAAAGUAAGCCUCAAAACUCAUACGGGACUUCACACUGGAGAGAAGCCUUUUAUCUGCACACUGUGUGGAAAGACCUUCUCAUACAAAGCAGCUCUUAAGAGUCACAUGAUUGUUCACACUGGAGAGAAGUUGUUUCCAUGUGAUCAGUGUGGAAAGUGUUUAAAACAUAAAUCAAGCUUUGAUUUUCACAUGAAAAGUCACGCUGGAGAGAAACCCUUUAACUGCAAACUCUGUGAGAAGAGCUUCUCACAAAAAGGAAAUCUUACAGUUCACGUAAAGUCUCACACAGGAGAGAAGCCUUUUGUGUGCGCUCAGUGUGGAGAAGGUUUUACACAUGAAAUGGCCCUUGCUAAUCACAUGAGGCUUCACUCAGGAGAGAAGUCUUUUAAUGGUGAUCAGUGUGGACAGAGAUUCCCAGACAAGAGACACUUAAACUGGGAUGAAAAAUGCAUUCAUUCAGAUCAUUCUCGAAAGUCAUCUUUCACAUGCCAUGACUGCGGAAAGAGUUUCAGAUUUAAAGGAAACAUCAGGGUUCACAUGAGAAUCCACUCUGGAGAGAAACCCUUCGCCUGCACUAACUGUGGAAAGAGUUUCAGAUUUAAAGCAAACUUCAAGGUUCACAUGAGAAUCCACAAUGGAGAGAAACCUUUCACCUGCACUCAAUGUGGAAAGAGUUUCAGUCAGAACAUAAGCCUUAAGGUUCACAGGAGGAUUCACACUGGAGAGAAACCUUUUACCUGCAACGUGUGUGGGAAUACCUUCACAUAUAAAUCACAAUAUAAUUCCCACAUGAGAACUCAUACUGGAGAGAAGCCUUUUACCUGCAAAGUGUGUGGGAAGAGCCUCUCACGCAAAGCAGCUCUUAAGGUUCACAUGGACAUUCACACUGGAGAGAAGCCGUUUCCAUGUGAUCAGUGUGGAAAGUGUUUCAGACAUAAAGCAACCCUUGAUUCACACAUGAAAUGUCACACUGGAGAGGGUCCGAAUACCUGCAAACGGUGAGAAGAGCUUCACACCAAAGGGAAAUCUUAAGAUUCACAUGAGGCUUCACGCUGAAGAGGAACAUUUACCUGUCUUCAGUGAGAACCUUUACAUAUCAUCAAGACCUGAAACGACAUUUGCAAACACAUGCUGGAAAGAAACAAAAGUCCUCUGCAAGUAUAGUCUGAAAAAUCAAAAACACGAUUGCUCUGGAGUCAUGCAGAUGUGGACAAUAUUUGUGUUCUUAUUGAGGAAAAUUUUUUAAAUGGCUCAGUCGCUUAAAAUGUCAGCAGAAAGUGUGAAACUAAAGCUACGUUCUCACCACAGCCAAAAAUGACCGAAAUCUGAUCACCCACCUUCAUGACCAUUUACAUUUUCACCUCUUUAUGAGUCUGACAUUUUUUUGUCUUAUACUUAUGAACUGCUGUGAACACACCUGACCAUCUACUUCGUCAUAGUCUAGUUGUUCUCAAAAUUUUGGUUUGUUCCCAGACA